AUGGCCGCCACGACGCAGCAGAACGGCGGCAGCGCCACCCCGGCCGAGCUCGCUGACAAGCUCGCUGCCACCUCGCUCCCCACCAACGGCACAAACGGCGACCACAAGGCCGACGACAACGCCGCCGCCGCCGACAGCGACGCCGAUGACGACGACGACGAGCCCGCUGCAAACGGCGGCGAGGGCGCCGCAACAAAGAGCAAGAAGAAGAAGAAGAAGAACAAGAGCGGCGCCGCCAAGCGAAAGGCAAAGGCCGCCGGCACCCAGACCGAGCCCCCGACCAUCGGCGUCACCAAGCUCUUCCCCAGCGGCGUCUUCCCCGUCGGCGAGAUCCAGGAGUACGACGAGUCCAAGUUCGACGACAACCGCAAGAGGGAGACGGGCGAGGAGCGGAGAGAGCGCGAGAGGCUCGUCCAGCAGGAGGAGGGCUUCGACUACAACCUCAUCCGACGCGCCGCAGAGGUCCACCGCCAGGUGCGCCAGUACGCCCAGCGCACCGUCAAGCCCGGAAUGACCUUUACCGAGAUCGCCGAGCUCAUCGAGAACGGCACCCGCGCCCUCGUCGAGGAGAACGGCAUGGAGUCCGGCAUCGGCUUCCCGACGGGCGUCAACAUCAACGAGUGCGCCGCCCACUUUUCGCCAAACGCCGGCGACAAGAACGUCCUCUCCAAGGGCGACGUCCUCAAGAUCGACUUUGGCGUCCACGUAAAGGGCCGCAUCGUCGACUCGGCCUUUACCCUCAACUGGGAGCCCACCCACGACCCCCUGCUCGCCGCCGUCAAGGCCGCCACCAACGCCGGCGUCAAGGAGGCCGGCAUCGACGCCCGCCUCGGCGAGAUUGGCGCGGCCAUCCAGGAGGUCAUGGAGAGCCACGAGUACGACGUCAACGGCAAGACGCUCAAGGUCAAGUGCGUCCAGAACCUCAACGGCCACAACAUCGGCCGCUACGCGAUCCACGGAUCCAAGUCGGUCCCCAUUGUCGCCAUGCCCAACCUCGAGACCAAGAUGGAGGAGGGCGAGUACUUUGCCAUCGAGACGUUCGGCUCGACGGGCCGCGGCUACGUGACCGAGCAGGGCGAGUGCUCGCACUACGCGCGCAAGGCCAAGCUGCCCAAGACGAUCCCGAUCCGCAUCCAGAGCGCCCACAGCCUGCUGCGCACCAUCAACAAGAACUUUGACAGCCUCCCCUUCUGCCGCCGCUACCUCGACCGCGCCGGCGAGAAGAACUACCUCCUCGGCCUCAAGCACCUCGUCCAGCUCGGCGUCGUCCAGGACUACCCGCCCCUCUGCGACAUCCCCGGCUCCAUGACGGCCCAGUACGAGCACACCAUCCUGCUGCGGCCCACGUGCAAGGAGGUCGUCUCGCGCGGCGACGACUACUGA
Messenger RNA from Pseudozyma flocculosa PF-1, 1383 nucleotides. RefSeq lists its product as uncharacterized. Bases 1 to 1383 code for a protein of 460 amino acids. The record is from RefSeq and is a predicted model, not a curated record. Gene Ontology annotation, biological process: proteolysis. The transcript has a single exon. Gene Ontology annotation, molecular function: metalloaminopeptidase activity. Lineage: Eukaryota; Fungi; Basidiomycota; Ustilaginomycetes; Ustilaginales; Ustilaginaceae.